Messenger RNA from Protopolystoma xenopodis, 669 nucleotides. The record is from the annotation of a GenBank genome assembly. Lineage: Eukaryota; Metazoa; Platyhelminthes; Monogenea; Polystomatidea; Polystomatidae.
AUGCUCAACUCCUCCUCUGUCGUCGUCGUCGUCGUCGAGGCGAGCGAGGCGGCAGAGACCCCGUCCGCCCGUGCGUCUGUUGCCUCCGAGGCGGUGGCGGCAGGUCCGGCAAUCCGUGCCAUCCUGCAGGACCAAGCCAUUCUGGCCCACUUGCACGCCUUCCUCGGCCGAGCCGGCCAACAGGAACCGCCUCCGUUCGAUCCGCUGACGGCCGGACAGCUGGUCGAUUUUCUGUUCGCCGGCCGCGGCUUUCGUUCCGCGCAGGCGGCCGGUCGCGCGAGCCGAAGUGACAAGCACGUGUGGUGCCUCGGCCGGGCCAUUUGUCGGGCCUACCUGCGUCGGCCAAAGUCGGAUCGAUACGCCUCUGACGCGGCCGUCUCGGCCGACUGUUUCAGUCGGCCCGUCCGAGAAGCCGUCUACGCCGCGCUCGUGCAGACCCGGCCGGGCGCACGACGGACCGACGACGAAAGGGCGGCUCGCCUGCCGAGGAGGGUGGAGAGGCCGCGUGUCCGCCGCUUGACUGGUCGCCUCUUCGAGGAGGCCAGUCGCGAAGCCGAGGCCUGGCUGGACGCGAAUGUGGUGCCAUUUUUUCGGAUUUACUGCUCCCGCCUCGCUCAGACCCGAUCGCCGCAAGCCGGCCGACACUCCGCCUCGGAGUCGGAUGCGUAA